Messenger RNA from Heteronotia binoei (common prickly gecko), 490 nucleotides. It is a transcript of the gene NDUFB2, whose product is annotated as NADH:ubiquinone oxidoreductase subunit B2. Lineage: Eukaryota; Metazoa; Chordata; Lepidosauria; Squamata; Gekkonidae. Gene Ontology annotation, cellular component: mitochondrial inner membrane. The coding region runs from base 78 to 380 and encodes 100 amino acids. The transcript has 4 exons. The record is from RefSeq and is a predicted model, not a curated record.
UUUUGGGAGGUACCAUAAAUUGACAUGGGGGAGGAAGUCGCGUCUGAGGGUGAAGGACGGCCCUGGUAGUUGCUGCUAUGGCCGGGUGUUUACGGGGGCUGCGUUUGGCAGCCCACCUCCUUCGCGCCAGAAGUGGGGCAGGAGUGGCCUUGGGGGCCCGGCGUGCAAGCACAGAGGCACAUGGCUCAUUUCCUUACCGGCAGUUCCCAGAGCUUACCCGGUCCCAGGUGAUAAAGGCUGAAUUCAUCAGUAGUGCCAUGUGGUUCUGGAUUCUGUGGCACUUUUGGCAUAACCCUGACGCUGUGCUGGGCCACUUCCCUUAUCCAGACCCUUCACAGUGGACAGAUGAAGAGCUGGGGAUCCCUCCUGAUGACGAAUAAUAGACUUGAAUAAUCUCUUCUGAGUUUCUGAGAUCUACAGAAAUGGAUGCUUUACUUCAUGUAGAUUUUAAAUUCAAAUUGUAAAUAAAAGGAAGACUCCAUAUAAUGAA